Haliotis rubra (blacklip abalone) is the source of this 2412-nucleotide messenger RNA. RefSeq lists its product as uncharacterized. Gene Ontology annotation, molecular function: protein binding. Lineage: Eukaryota; Metazoa; Mollusca; Gastropoda; Lepetellida; Haliotidae. Gene Ontology annotation, cellular component: plasma membrane. The record is from RefSeq and is a predicted model, not a curated record.
UUGUGAUAAAGAUGGCGUCGAUCCUUCCAAGCAGAAAUAUUGAUGAAUUUCGGAAUUAUUUAGCGUGAUAGAAAAUGGUUGGAGGAUGAAAGUCAUCAUCUUCCUAAUUCUUGCCACUGCAGACGUCCAGUGGGGGCUGUCCAAACAGUACCCUGCCCUCGAUGUUGGACACUCCAUCAGAGUUCCAGAGGGUAGGGAGAAAAAACUGCCAUGUAGGAUACGUAAUGCCCCUCGCAACUGUUCUUCCUUGUACAAGCGGUUUUACUGGGAGGCCCACGAGAAGCGCUUCCUGCAGCAGAAGAUCAUCAACAAUGGCUGUAUCGUGGAACUCACCAUCAAAUCCACAUCCUCCGAUGCUGGGCGAUACAGCUGCAUCCUCAUAGCUCAAGACAGCUAUGAGGUCAAGGAAAAGCUGACCAUAUUUAUUUCCCCUAAAGAUAGGCAAGGAGUGAAGUGUUCAGUCCCGAUGUUCAAGUGUGUGCCGCAAGGUCACUGUAUCUUCCAAAGGUACCGCUGUGAUGGUUUCGAUGACUGCCCCGAUGGCUCCGAUGAAACCAACUGUGAGAAAGACAAGUGUGCCGACAAGUUUGUGUGUGACAAUCACCGAUGCAUCAACAAAGACUUGCAGUGCAAUAAACAGGAUGACUGUGGGGACAACUCAGACGAGGAUAAGCGAUGUCAGGAGGAUCGAACUCCAGCCUUUCCAGAAGAUGACCAUUUUGAUUGGUUGAAAACUACUGUCUACACAGUGAUUGGCUGCACAGUAGCUGUUGUCAUCUUUAUAUCUUUGAUUGUGAUUGUUGUAUUCCGUGUAAAAAUGAAAAGACUACGAGCCCGACGAAUCGCUCGUGCAAUUGAGCGUCAUCGUCAGCACCAAGGCAGCUCCAGCCAGUGUCGAAACCAGGAACAAGAUCCGUUCUUAGCUAUAGGAUCCAAUUCUCAUUACGGCAAUAUUAUUGUCAAUGUUAAUAAUGGCGUCCAAUAUGUGCCAACCGGGGACUUUGCUUCGUUUGUGGAUUCCCCGACCCCAUACCAUGAAGUGGUUGCCUUGGAACGAGACAGCUCUCCCCCGGCCCCUUACAGUACAAUAGACCGCACCCCACGGCAAAAGCCAGGGGGGACAGGUGCCACCCCUGAGGAUCACGCCAACCCCAAUGGUGGUGAUGUGCGCGAAACAGCCCCCCAGACCUCUGAUAUGUCCAGUAUACAGGAAGAUAUUUCAGAUUUAGUAGAGGCGUUGACUUCUGAAACCACAGAAGAAUCACGGAACAGUAGAAGUGACGUUAACCCUCCUGUGUAUCCUGGUAGUGCCUGGGGUGUGGCGGCUGGUCAAGGGCUCGCUGCUGCAACCCCUACCUCUUCCCAUUCUAACCCCAGUAGCAAUAGAGAGUCGGUUCAUGAUAGCAGUAGAGACUGUAACCCAUCAACCUCUGAUACAGUGUCACGCUCACGUCAGUCGUUAGCGUCCAACACCGGGUCCAUGUCCCUGCCCAGGCCAGCAAGACUGGCUGUUCAAGGUGGGAAAAUUGUGUUAAGUGCCGAAGAUUUGGAACCCGCAGGCUCAAGUAACCAGCUCAACACAUCUCAGGAUGACACACGACCUCGACAGUGUCACCUGGAGGUCAAGGCAGGUCAGAUAGUGCUUACUGAUGUGACUCGUAGUGACCUCGGAGUCCAGUCGCCCCUCAACACAGAUAGUGUCAUGAGAGGAACAGGGGAGCUUGAAGUGCGUGAUGGACAAAUUAUUUUCAGACCAAAAGAAACAUGAACAAACAUAUAGUAGAUUCACAGGGUAUUGAUUAUAUACAUGUCUACUGUCCAUUAAUGUCAAAGAAUUGUUAUCAUGUUGAAAGCUGUACUGAUGCAUCUAAUAUUUGACUUCAAAUGGCCAAACCGAUGAAGCAUUAUUUAGUUAGCUUUGAUUAAGAUUUAUCUAAGUCAUAUUGAAAAGUAGUUUAUUUUGCAUUUGGUCGACAAUUACUCCCAUUACUUUAGUUUCUUUUACUGUUGGAAGGAUUUCUAAUGUGUGAAUUCAGUGAACACGUUGGUAAUGGCCUUGUACUCCAGUUCUAUACAUUUUAAUAGAUACAAAGCAUAUAGCUUCUGUACUUAAAGGUGAUCAUUGUAAGCAAUGAGUUUCAGUAAACAGUUUUACGCUCAAAAUAUCCUAUACAAAAUAAUUUAAAGAACACCCAAUUUUUCUGUAAGUUUAAAGUUAAUCGGUCAUAGUGGGUCGUGCAAUGCACAGCCUUAAAACAUUGUGUUAUUCAGCUUUCUUUAAGUAGUUAUAGUCUGUUUGCAGUGUAAGCACAAUUGAAUGAAACCCUGAGAACAGGAAGGGUUGGUUUCUACGGUAGUCUAAGUUAACGCUCAUCACGCACCGCACGUGCAUUUGUUUCACUGUUCCAACUA